Sesamum indicum (sesame) is the source of this 4137-nucleotide messenger RNA. RefSeq names its product ubiquitin C-terminal hydrolase 12. Gene Ontology annotation, cellular component: cytosol; nucleus. The record is from RefSeq and is a predicted model, not a curated record. Gene Ontology annotation, biological process: regulation of protein stability; protein deubiquitination. Lineage: Eukaryota; Viridiplantae; Streptophyta; Magnoliopsida; Lamiales; Pedaliaceae. Gene Ontology annotation, molecular function: protein binding; cysteine-type deubiquitinase activity.
AUCCCCCGUCGAGUACCAACACUCGGGAGAAAACCCAGAAGCUUUUAUGCGUCUCUCUCUCUUCCCUCCUCCUUCUGCUUCUCUUUCUCUCUCUUCCUCUUUCCAAGUUACAUUAAUUCUUCUGUGAUUUAUCGAUCGGGCGACAGUAAUCUCCAGCCAUGACGAUGAUGACUCCUCAGCCGUUGGAUCAACAGGAAGAUGAAGAGAUGCUGGUGCCGCACUCGGAUUUAGUCGAAGGCCCUCAGCCUUUAGUUGAAGGGCCUCAGCCAAUGGAAGUAGCGUCAGCAGACAAUGCUGGAACUGUUGAGAACCAGGCAAGUGACGAGCCCCAAGCGUCACGUUUCACAUGGACAAUCGAGAACUUUUCGCGGUUGAAUAUGAAGAAGCUCUAUUCUGAUGUGUUCGUUGUUGGGGGUUAUAAAUGGCGGGUGCUUAUUUUUCCGAAGGGCAAUAAUGUGGACUACUUGUCAAUGUAUUUAGAUGUGGCUGAUUCAUCUAGCUUGCCAUAUGGCUGGAGUAGAUAUGCACAGUUUAGCUUGGCUGUAGUCAAUCAAAUCAAUAGCAAAUAUACAAUGAAAAAAGACACACAGCACCAGUUCAAUCAAAGGGAGAGCGAUUGGGGCUUCACAUCUUUCAUGCCCCUCAGUGAGCUUUAUGACCCCAACAAAGGAUACCUUGUGAAUGACACUUGCGUUGUUGAAGCUGAUGUUGCUGUACGUAAGGUCAUUGAUUACUGGACAUAUGACUCAAAGAAGGAGACGGGCUACGUUGGACUUAAGAACCAGGGAGCAACUUGCUACAUGAACUCUUUGCUCCAAACUUUGUACCAUAUUCCUUACUUCAGAAAGGCUGUAUAUCACAUGCCAACAACAGAGAAUGAUAACCCCACAGGAAGCAUCCCUUUGGCACUGCAGAGUUUAUUUUAUAAGCUCCAGUAUCAUGAUACGAGUGUUGCUACGAAGGAAUUGACCAAAUCAUUUGGAUGGGACACAUAUGACUCAUUUAUGCAACAUGAUGUUCAAGAACUUAAUAGAGUUUUAUGUGAAAAGCUUGAAGACAAGAUGAAGGGAACAGUUGUUGAAGGGACUAUACAGAAGUUGUUUGAAGGGCACCAUAUGAAUUACAUAGAAUGCAUCAAUGUGGACUUCAAAUCUACGAGAAAAGAAUCAUUUUACGACCUUCAACUUGAUGUAAAAGGUUGUAAGGAUGUCUACGCUUCAUUUGAUAAGUAUGUGGAAGUUGAACGUCUUGAAGGAGAUAACAAAUAUCAUGCUGAAGAACAUGGUUUGCAGGAUGCAAAGAAGGGUGUCUUGUUCAUUGACUUUCCUCCAGUUCUCCAGCUUCAGUUAAAGCGGUUUGAGUACGAUUUUAUGAGAGAUACGAUGGUCAAGAUAAAUGAUCGGUACGAAUUUCCAUUGGAACUUGAUCUAGACAGAGAUAAUGGGAAGUAUUUGUCGCCAGAAGCAGAUAGGAGCGUACGAAACCUCUACAUGCUUCACAGUGUUUUGGUUCAUAGUGGUGGGGUGCAUGGUGGACAUUAUUAUGCAUUCAUCAGGCCGACACUUUCUGAUCAAUGGUACAAGUUUGAUGAUGAGAGGGUUACUAAAGAAGAUGUGAAGAGAGCAUUAGAGGAGCAGUAUGGUGGUGAGGAAGAGGUGAAAUUUCUGCCUUUUGAUUUUCUUUCUUACUUCCUUUUUUGUUUGUGUGCUUAUGUUCUCUUAUUUUUACAGUUGCCACAGACAAAUCCUGGCUACAACAACACUCCCUUCAAAUUUACAAAAUACUCAAAUGCAUACAUGCUUGUGUAUAUACGAGUUAGUGACAAGGAUAAGAUAAUCUGUGAUGUGGAUGAGAAGGAUAUUGCGGAACAUCUUCGGAUAAGACUGAAGAAAGAACAAGAAGAAAAGGAGGACAAGAGAAGAUAUAAAGCUCAGGCCCACCUUUAUACCAUUAUCAAGGUUGCUCGAGAUGAGGAUUUGAGGGAACAGAUCGGAAAAGAUAUAUAUUUUGAUCUUGUAGAUCAUGAUAAAGUCCGUAACUUCCGUAUCCAGAAACAGAUGCCUUUUAACCUUUUCAAGGAGGAGGUUGCCAAAGAAUUUGGUAUACCAGUUCAAUUUCAGCGUUUCUGGAUAUGGGCAAAGAGACAGAACCAUACAUACCGUCCAAACCGGCCGUUGACACCCCAGGAGGAAGCACAAACUGUUGGAGCAUUGAGGGAAGUUUCAAAUAAGGCCCACAACGCGGAACUGAAGUUGUUUUUGGAAGUAGAGUAUGGACUGGAUUUACAUCCAGUUCCUCCACCAGAAAAAAAUAAGGAAGACAUACUGCUGUUCUUUAAGCUUUAUGAUCCUGAGAAAGAAGAGCUUCGGUAUGUUGGGAGGCUUUUUGUAAAAAGCUCUGGGAAGCCAAUUGAGCUCAUAGCAAAAUUGAAUGAAAUGGCUGGAUUUACUCCUGAUGAGGAGAUUGAACUCUUUGAGGAAAUUAAAUUUGAGCCCUCUGUUAUGUGUGAGCGCCUUGAUAAAAGAGCUUCAUUUCGGUUUAGUCAGAUCGAAGAUGGGGAUAUUAUUUGCUUCCAGAAACAGCCUCCACCUGAAGGUGAAGAGACUGUCCGAUUUCCUGAUGUUCCUUCAUUUCUGGAGUAUGUGAAGAACCGCCAGAUUGUUCAUUUUCGAGCUUUGGAGAGACCCAAGGAGGAUGACUUUUGCCUAGAAUUAGCAAAGAAUCACACUUACGAUGAUGUUGUGGAAAAAGUUGCCCAGCGCCUUGGCCUAGAUGACCCCUCAAAAAUUAGACUUACUCCUCAUAAUUGCUACUCACAGCAACCGAAGCCCAACCCCAUUAAAUAUAGAUCAGUUGAUCAUUUGCUAGACAUGCUUGUCCAUUACAAUCAGAUUUCUGAUAUACUGUAUUAUGAAGUGUUGGACAUUCCUCUUCCAGAGUUGCAGUGUCUUAAGACACUCAAAGUUGCCUUCCAUCAUGCUACCAAGGAUGAGGCUGUAAUUCUGAAUAUUAGAUUACCAAAACAAAGCACUGUUGGAGAUGUGCUCAACGAAAUUAAAACAAAGGUAGAGUUGUCUCAUCCAAGUGCUGAGCUUAGGUUGCUUGAAGUUUUCUAUCACAAGAUUUACAAGAUUUUUCCUCUCCAUGAGAAGAUUGAGAACAUUAAUGACCAGUACUGGACUCUGCGUGCUGAGGAGAUUCCAGAAGAAGAAAAGAAUCUUGGGCCCAAUGAUCGCUUGAUUCAUGUUUACCAUUUCACAAAGGAGACUGCUCAGAAUCAAGUGCAAGUCCAGAAUUUCGGAGAACCAUUCUUUUUGGUCAUUCAUGAAGGUGAAACAUUAGCAGAUGUGAAAGCACGCAUUCAAAAAAAGUUACAGGUUCCAGAUGAGGAGUUUUCUAAGUGGAAGUUUGCCUUUUUGUCAUUGGGACGUCCAGAGUAUCUUGAGGACUCUGACAUAGUCUCCAGCCGUUUUCAGAGAAGAGAUGUAUAUGGUGCUUGGGAGCAGUACCUGGGCCUGGAACACUCAGACACUACUCCUAAAAGGGCAUAUGCUGCAAGCCAGAACCGCCACACAUUCGAGAAGCCAGUGAAAAUAUACAAUUAGAGACAUAUUAUACCUUUCCGAAAUACCUGAUUUGGCACCUUGAUGAGGAAGGCAAAAACCUUGAAAUGUGGAUAUGAAAGGAGAAUUAGGGCAGAGAACAGAAUGCAUGCCUUUCUAUUCUUCUUUGAAGACUCUCGUCUUUUCACUAUUAUUUGUCCUUUUGACUUGGAGAUUGGACGGGAGAUCCACCGUUAGAUGUAUUUCUUGUGGUUGGUAGACUUUUCGCUUCUCUUCCCAUUAUCACCUUGCUUUGAAAUUGUAGGAAACUGUUACAUUUUCCCUGUGUAUUUUAUCUUCCAUAACAAGAUUUUGAUUGUCAUGGGGUUGUAAAGUGGGUAUAGUUAGGGAUUACAUAUUGUCUCCUGCCAUUUUGGUGUCUCCUUUUUGUCAUUUUUUCUCUUCGAGUUUCCUAUCCCCUUGUUUUGAUUGUAUGUCAUGUUCUAUAUAAAUAGGGGAUAUGGUUGUAAAAGGAACAAUUAUGUUGUUUUUUGAGUACAUAUAUUUUAUUAUCCCCAUUAUUCAGAGCCUUGAA